AUGGUGGCGUCCAAAAAAUCUUUCGAAGUCGGCGAUUUGGUGUUCGCCAAGGUGAAGGGCUAUCCGUUCUGGCCCGCGAAGAUCACGCUGAUUGGCAAAAGCAAAGACACAGUCUACUUCUACGGCACGGGUGAAGUCGGAAAUGUCAAGAAGGGCGACAUGUGCCCGUACGAAUCUUCGAAGGAGAAGUUUUCGACGGAGAAGUUCAUGAAACGCAAGGGCUUUAAAGAGGCGUUGAUGCAGAUUGAGUCUGCCUUGAGCGGCGAAGAUCCAAGCCCCGUAAGUCUUGCAUUUGACGUAGCGGCUGUUCAGUCGGGAAUGGAUGAUACGUUGGAAUCACAGCAAACAUCAAUUUCCGCUGCUGAGACCACCUUCAAUGAGUCGCAAUUAUCGGCAAAUUCAACCGCGUACAACGUUAACAAAGUAAAGCCCGAAGUGUUUGAAAACGAAAAUGCCAGCACCCCACAAACCGCCGUAUCUCACACAAAAGCUAGCGCCACAAAGAAAGUGUCCGCUGCACUUGCAACGGCCACGAACAAUGGUGCACAGAAGAAGGUGUUUGAUUCGUCAGCGGCGCUUCAGGACGCGAGUGGUACGACCGAUACGAAGGAAAUCGUCAGCCAACGAGGAAGAAAAAUCAAGCAGAAACGAUUUUUGGAUGGUGAAGAUGACGAACCCAACACGACUGGAGGAUCACCGCCUAAAAAGAAGGCAGCAAAGACGACGACCAAAGCGGCGCCCCUGUCUACUACGCCCGGCACGAAAAAGAACCAGGACGCUUUUGAUAAACUUGCUGACGAACGACUGUUUGUGCUGAAGCUCGAACGACAACUAGUGGAACUGAAUCUGGAGAUAAAAUCCUCGGUAAAGCUGAAUGGUGCCGAUCCGGAACGGUGCGUUAAGCUGAUGGAACAAUAUGAAAAUCUGACCGUUACUCCAACGAUCCUGAAGAAAAACCCAAACUGUGUCGAAACGAUGAAAAGGUUACGCAAAUACGUCGGCAACGCGAAAGCGUGGAAUCUGGAUGAUAAGCAAAAGCUGAAGUUUGACUUCCAAGCACAGCUAAUACGACAAAAGGCAGAACAGAUAUAUGCCCGCUUUAAGGAAAUUUUGGGAAUGUCAGACUCGGAAAUGCCUUUUUGGGAUUGGUUUGUACAGCAGGUAAACACGUUCGAGCGGCGGACGCAGCACUUGACCCAAGAACAGCUAUAUCUGCUGGUCGAUGAGAAAGAACUGGAAGACCACAACAAUGAGAAUAUUAACCAUACGACCAGUGCAACGCAUAAUGCGCAAGAGACGAAGACCCACAGCUUGACCGCGGAGGAAAAUGAAGGUGCGGACGAAGGGUUCGAUCCGGAGGCUACAGCACCUGAAGAAAGUACGACAAAUGUUGGUGAAUAG
Molecule: messenger RNA, 1401 nt
Organism: Anopheles marshallii
Lineage: Eukaryota; Metazoa; Arthropoda; Insecta; Diptera; Culicidae
Gene: Jasper
Product: hepatoma-derived growth factor-related protein 2
Exons: 9
Coding region: 1-1401 (466 amino acids)
Biological process (GO): regulation of transcription by RNA polymerase II
Cellular component (GO): nucleus
Molecular function (GO): transcription coregulator activity; double-stranded DNA binding
Source: RefSeq, a predicted model, not a curated record